Molecule: messenger RNA, 1391 nt
Organism: Petromyzon marinus (sea lamprey)
Lineage: Eukaryota; Metazoa; Chordata; Hyperoartia; Petromyzontiformes; Petromyzontidae
Product: phosphopantothenoylcysteine decarboxylase
Biological process (GO): coenzyme A biosynthetic process
Cellular component (GO): phosphopantothenoylcysteine decarboxylase complex
Molecular function (GO): phosphopantothenoylcysteine decarboxylase activity; FMN binding
Source: RefSeq, a predicted model, not a curated record
GCACUGCACUGCAGUCCGGCAGGAGCGGUAUCGAAGUGCCGCGACCUCGGGGGGCGACCCAGGGGGGGGGCUGGAGGGGGGCUCGAGGGGCCCCAUGGCGCAGGGAGGAGGGGGGGCGGGGAGGCGGCCCCGCGUGCUGCUGGGAGCCACGGGCAGCGUCGCAUCGGUGAAGCUGCCGCUGCUGGUGGCUCGCCUCCUCGCUCUGCCCCAGCAGCCGGAGGUGCGUGUGGUGUGCACGGAGCACGCGAAGCACUUCUUUGCACCGGAGUCACUGCCAGUCCCCGUCUACAGCGACGCCGACGAGUGGCAGACAUGGACGCGUCUGGGUGACCCGGUGCUCCACGUGGAUCUGCGCCGCUGGGCCGACCUCCUGCUCCUCGCCCCGCUCGACGCCAACUCCCUCGCCAAGGUGGCCGGCGGCCUCUGUGACAACCUGCUGAUGUGUGUGGUGCGAGCCUGGGACCGAGACCGCCCGCUGCUCUUCUGCCCGGCGAUGAACACGCACAUGUGGGAUCACCCGCUCACGGGCGCCCACACGCGCGCGCUGCGCCAGCUGGGCUAUGAGGAGGUGGCGUGCGUGAGCAAGACCCUCGCGUGCGGAGACACGGGUCUGGGUGCCAUGGCGGAAGUGGACACCAUUGUGCAGGCAGUUCAGACUCACCUGAGAGCCUCUCUCACCACACCUGAGCCCACACGGGAACCCGGGUCUACACAGGAACCUGGGUCUACACAGGAACCUGGGUCUACACAGGAACCCGGGUCUACACAGGAACCUGGGUCUACACAGGAACCCGGGUCUACACAGGAACCUGGGUCUACACAGGAACCUGGGUCUACACAGGAACCUGGGUCUACACGUACAAUAUAAAUUACCCGGGUCUACACAGGAACCCGGGUCUACACUGGAACCCGGGUCUACACAGGAACCCGGGUCUACACAGGAACCCGGGUCUACACUGGAACCCGGGUCUACACUGGAACCCGGGCCUACACAGGAACCCGGGUCUACACAGGAACUUGGGUCUACACAGGAACUUGGGUCUACACAGGAACCCGGGUCUACACUGGAACCCGGGUCUACACAGGAACCCGGGUCUACACAGGAACCUGGGUCUACACAGGAACCUGGGUCUACACAGGAACCUGGGUCUGCACUGGAACCCGGGUCUACACAGGAACCUGGAUCCAUCCAUGAUUCUGUAUCCAAUACCUGAACUGCUUAUAACGUAAGAUUGCUUAUAUCUUCAAAUUAAAACUGAUUAGGGAUGAAACCUUGGAUACGCGUGGCAAAGACCCAACGCUUCAUAUUCACGCAGCAGUCCUCUUCGUAAGCACGACAUUGCUUAAUUAAUAAAACAGCCAUAACAGAAGGCCUUCAGGGCUAAACUGCG